CAAAACAAUGGUCAUGACCACUAGGUUUGCGUCUUCGAUUUGUCGCAGUGUGCUCGAGACCAGGAAGGGCAACAGACGCAGCCAGAGCUUGGCCUUCACCUAAGGAUAUUACAGCAACAGUAAACAGCCAUGCAUUGGCCAUUGGUGACAGCUUUGUUGCUCUUUGUAGCAUGGAGUUAUCCCACACAGAUUGAAUCAGCCAGGACGCCGGCUUUGGAGCUGCAGCAGAUCUUGUCACAGGCACAUCAUCCAGGCAGAAAAGAUAACUAUCAGUAUGUCUUGUUGCCGAGUACCCGCGGUGGCUACAGGAGGCGUCAGCUAACUGGCUACGGCAAGGCGAGGUCAACGACGACCACUGAGCGUCCGCUGGUCCGGGUAUGGAAUAGUUUCAUUCGAAGUGUUCAGCCCUCGUUUAGUUUGCGAAACUUGACCAAUCCGUUGGCUAACUUCUUCAACGAUGGCAGCACCAAUAUAAUUGAGACAACGCCAGUGUUCCUUCAGGCUGUGGAUGAGGACCAAGAGCUAAAGCUAGAGGAACCGAUUCCAGAGCAGCAGAGCUCCAAGAAACGCAAACGAAAGCGUCGCAAGCAGCUAAAGCGAAGACCCUCUUACGACUCGCAGGAAUAUGAUGAUCCGUACGAAUAUUAUGCACCGCCGUUGCCGGCACCGCCAGCUCAGCCAAUGUUCUUCUACGACACCAACUCCGGCAGUUACUACGGCGUGCAGCGAUUCAGUCCGCAAGAUUUUCAGCCAAACUACUACAAUGGCUUCGAUCCCUCACCGGAGAUAGAGCCACAGGAGCAGCCGAUUUUGGGUAAAAUCAACACCAAAAAGAUCACUCUUCUGCGGCCGUUGCCGCUAUCAUCACCAGAAGUUCAGUCCCCUGUAAGCACAGUCGACGCCAGCGACUCGGCCAAUCAAAGCGAAGAAGUGGUCGAUGAUGAUAGCUCGAGCGAUAGUACACCACUGGCCGAUGCAACUACUCACAGCAUUGGCGAAGGCGAUAAUGACGCCCCGAAACCCGCACCGCUCUCAGAAAGCACGCGCAAUGCUCUGGGCACGUACAUGCGCGACGAUCAGCGCAGUCGCCAGCGGCAACGUCACUCGGAGCGCAACGGUGGCGUCACUACAGUCUCGGAGGCAGGUGCCAAGGUUACGCCUAGGCAUAGAAAACGCUACUUUCUCACUGCGCGCCUGGUGCACUGA
Messenger RNA from Drosophila guanche, 1206 nucleotides. RefSeq lists its product as uncharacterized. Lineage: Eukaryota; Metazoa; Arthropoda; Insecta; Diptera; Drosophilidae. The record is from RefSeq and is a predicted model, not a curated record. The transcript has 2 exons. Bases 130 to 1206 code for a protein of 358 amino acids.